CAGUUGAUAUAUUACGUUUUUCAUCGAGAGAAGUGUGUAUGUGUUGGUGAAUUGAAAAAGGCCCAUAUAUGGUAAGGCUUGGUUUGGUUUCCUGUUUCGUCGACUUAGUCUUUGGAAAAAUCCAAGACUCAGAUACUAAUAAAUCUCUGAAGAAAAUAAAUAAAUAAAAACGUUGACGGGUCUCUGGCGAAGACUUGUAGUUUUCAUAAUUAUAAUUGAUUAUCCCUUUCAUUUGCUUUGCUUUCACGAUUCACACCCAACAUCUUUCAUUGGUGGAUUGCUUCUUUUUUUGUUUUACUCAAUUCAAAUCCCCUUACCCCUUCUCCUACAGAUUAUGCUACUUUUUCACCUCCAUUCAUACAGAUUCAGAAUUCCAUUAAACGCUUCCGUUUUCUUCAUCCAUUAGCCACUAAUCUCAUUGCUCUAAGGACUUCCUUCUGUUCCAAUUUAUUCCUUCUCUAGGACACUCUUCUAAUGAGAACAGAUAUUGGUGACGGGGACACGUUACAAAAUCUCCUCUCCUUCAAGGUGCAUAGUAAAAUUUGCUUAGAACUGAAGAAAUUAGUGGAUAGAAUCUCAAGAAUAUUUCCAGACAUAGAAGCGGCACGGCCACGAUGCUCAUCAGGAAUAGAGUCUCUGUGUUUGCUGAACAAUGCAAUUGCUAAAGCCAAACUACUACUGCAACAUUGCUCAGAAUGCAGCAAACUCUACCUGGCUGUGACAGGGGAUACAAUACUCUCAAGAUGCCUAAAGGCAACAAGAUCAUUAGAGAAAAGCUUGAUCCAAAUUCAGAAUAUGGUUCCUUUUACGUUGGCUGUAGAGGUUUCUUACAUAAUUGAUGAACUUGAGAGUACAACAUUUGUUCUGGACCCUGAUGAAGAAGAGGCUGGGAGGGUUGUGAGAGAGUUGCUUACUUUGACCAAAGAUUCAAUUGAUGAUUCUGAAGCUAGAGCUCUUCAGUUUGUAGCACCUCGACUGAAUAUAACAUCCCAGAAGGCAAUCUUAACAGAGCAAAGAUCCAUUAAAAAUUUACUAGAUAAAAUUGGACCAACUGACCUCACAAAGAAGAAGAUACUCAGAUACCUUCUGCAUCUACUGAAAAAGCAUGGAAAACUCAUGGUGGGAGAACGGGUGGAGGUCUAUUCUCGUUCUGAAGAUCAAGUUACAACAGAAAACUCUAGUCAAGAGUCUCUAAGAAGCCAUCUUGUUGAAUCAGACCCAACCUUGAACUAUGAUCAGUAUAGAACUCACACAAGUGAGUUGGGUGGAGUUACACUCCCUGAGGAAUUUAAGUGCCCAAUAUCCUCAAGGUUGAUGUAUGAUCCUGUUAUCAUUGAUUCAGGAGUAACAUAUGAAAGGAUGUGGAUAAAAAAGUGGUUUGAUGAGGGUAAUGACAUAUGCCCCAAAACCAGAAAGAAACUAGUCCAUAUGGCCUUGACUCCAAACAUGAACAUGAAGGGCUUAAUAUCAAAGUGGUGCAUAGAUAACGCAGUCUCCGUUCCAGACCCUAGCAGGCUAGCUGAGGAUAUUCGCUCUUGGGAAGCUUCAAACACUUCCAUCAAUAGUUUAGGAAGUUAUUUCAAUGAUUUCAACUCGCCAGUGGAUCUUACUAACAUGUCACUUGGGUCAUUGGAUACUAGUUUUGGUUCAGAUGGCUCACAUGGUAAGAGCACUCGUGGCUCAAAUUUGAUGUCGAUCAAGACCAGUGACAAUUCUCUCAAACAUCGAGCUCAUACAGAGAUACAUGAUACUGAUUUGAUGCUCUUGCCUCAGCUCUGUGAUCUUCAGUGGGAUUCUCAAUGCAAGGUCAUUCAAGAUCUGAAGGAUCAUUUGAAAAGCAAUAGCCAAGCUUUUGUUUCUGUAUCAGCAGAGAAUUUCAUUGAACCACUUGUCAGAUUUUUGAGCAAUGCAUAUGAUCUUGGUGACGUUAGGGCGCUGAGAGGUGGAACUCAGCUUCUGUUGGAAUUUGUCAACAACUGCAGAAAUGGUAAGACUAAUUUGAAUGAAGAUACGUUCAUCAUGUUGGCAAGAUUUCUUGAUUCAGAAGUGAUAGGAGAAACUCUUGCCAUAAUGGAAGAACUGUCAGGAUAUGGUUUUAGUAAAGCUAAAAUUGCAGCAUCCAGUGCUCUCACUUCUAUUUUAAACACACUUAAUUCUGAUAACAAAGGUUUCCAACAACAAGCUAUUAGAAUACUGUACAAUUUGUCCUUCAGUGGUGAAGUUUGUCUCCGCAUGCUAUCUCUCGAGUGCAUCCCAAAAUUGCUGUCAUUUUUCAAAGACAGGACCCUUUUGAGAUACUCCAUAUAUAUAUUGAAAAAUCUUUGUGAUACCGAAGAGGGUAGGAAUGCUGUUGCUGAUACAAAGGGAUGCAUAUCUUCAGUUGCGGAAAUACUUGAAACAGGCAAUAAUGAGGAACAAGAACAUGCACUGGCUGUUCUAGUUUCUUUAUGCUCUCAACACGUGGAUUAUUGUAAGUUGGUAAUGGAUGGGGAUAUCAAUAUCAUUACUCUUUGCUACAUCUCCCAGAAUGGAAAUGAUAAAGGAAAAGAAAGUGCAUCAGAAUUGCUCAAUCUUUUGGGAGAUGUUAAGAAUGUUGUUGAGAAUGAAGAUUGCCCUGAACCAAAUAUCAACAACACUUCUCGAGAUUCCAACAGUCGCACUGAAGAAAAUAAACCGUCAAAGAGAUCGUUUCUGAAGAAACUACCAUUGUUCUCAAAGUCUAGCUCACAUGCACCAAAAACCAAAAGAUGAGUUCCAUGUGCGGGGUUUUGCCUUUCUAGCACUUAUUUGCGGCUUUUUUAGCUUUAAAGAUUCAUUCCCAAAGCAUCUGCUACUUAAUUUUGUACUGUAACAGCAGGUAGUAUGAUGAUGUAUAGUUGUGCUUAUUAUGAUGCAUUAUUCUUUUUGAGAUUUAGGACUUGUUAAUUGUUAAGAUAGUAGACAUACUAGAGAGACCAAUUACACAUUUCUUUUUUUAUUGUUAUUGUGUAUAUAUAAAUAUUUAAUACUCGGUACUUUUGAGUACUGCUGUAAAAUAGAUGUUAGUGUAGUGAAGGUUUUGGUAAUAUUUUAACCCUUUUUUCUUUGUUUAA
Messenger RNA from Cajanus cajan (pigeon pea), 3092 nucleotides. Its product is annotated as ARM repeat superfamily protein. Gene Ontology annotation, molecular function: ubiquitin-protein transferase activity. Lineage: Eukaryota; Viridiplantae; Streptophyta; Magnoliopsida; Fabales; Fabaceae. Gene Ontology annotation, biological process: protein ubiquitination. The record is from RefSeq and is a predicted model, not a curated record.